Molecule: messenger RNA, 639 nt
Organism: Drosophila kikkawai
Lineage: Eukaryota; Metazoa; Arthropoda; Insecta; Diptera; Drosophilidae
Source: RefSeq, a predicted model, not a curated record
AUGGAGCAGUGGGCGUCCGGAUACGGUAUUCAAGAGAACCAGCUCAUUCAGACCAUGCCGUACAUAUUGGAAGGAGCCGCCAUAGACUGGUGGAACACCACUCCAACCAAAAUAAUCACAUGGAAGCAACUAACAACUGAACUACUGGAGUACUUCCUGCCUCCAAGAUACGAAGAACAACUAAGGACACAGAUCACACAGCUUAAACAGCGGGAUUCAGAACCAGUGAGGGAAUACGCUAUGGGACUAAGGAAGCUGAUGCGAUUCACGAAACUGUCAGAAGAGGAAAAGCUCGACCGCAUAUUUAACAACUGUAGGAGCAAGAUCAAGCUCUACACGCGGAGAUCAGGAUUUAGGUCGAUGACGGAGUUCCUCAAACUAGCAGAGGAAGUGGAGGAGAUCGAGGCAGCGGACCGGACGCGACACAACCAGCCGGCACAGCAGCAAAUACGGCCGGAAAUUUAUUCCAAUGGAGAAAAACAGCCAGCAAUAUACGGCAUUCACAGUACCGGGGCGGGGGCUGUUCGAGUGGAAAGUGAUGCCAUUCGGAUUGACGACUGCUCCAGCAACAUUCCAGCGGGCACUGGACACAAUAAUAGGCCCGGAAAUGGAACCAUUUGCGUUUGCCUACCUAGAUGA